CGUUUGUCGGCUACGAAAGGAAAAUGGCGGAUUAUUAAAAUUUUAUUACACAGUCUAAUCACAAUUAGUUACAGAAGACUUUAAGUGUUAAGAGGUGUCUGUUGAAUUGACAGAAAUGACAUCUGUAAAAGGUGUUGCAGAGGUGAGCUCUGCAAGAAGUAGAUUGGAUGCGACAUUACAGUUAAUGGUUGAUAAAAAAGAUGAGGGGCAUGUCUCAAGUGAAGAUGAAAUAUCCCAGUCAGAACUAGCUACAAGUGUUUCAUCACCAGUUGUGUCACCAAGUAAACGAGCGGCAAACAGAUCAGCUAGAAAACGUAAAAGAAAAGAGGAUUUUGAUUACAGUGAUGGGCAGGUUCAUCAUCAGUACAUAAUGAAGUUAUUUGACAGAAGUGUAGAUCUUGCCCAGUUUGAUGAAGAUUCACCAUUGUACCCCAUCUGUCGAUCGUGGUUAAAGAAUCGUCCGUACGACAGAGAUACCAUGGAUAAAGACAAGUCAUCAUCUCCAGAACACGAGGCUCACAGUGACGAAGAGAUAGAUGGCAUUCCAAAUGUGUACAAGAUGCCAAAGCCAAUAAAAGCCGAACCAGAUGAUACAAGAGACUAUAGAAUACCAGAACCAUUACCAAACACAGAUGCACCAUUAGAUAUAAAUGCAGAUCCAGACUCUGCACCACCACCUGAACAGUUACUACUAGGACACAUGUCCAGAUGGAAAGAAGUUAGAAUAAGAUGGAGAGAAGCAGGAUUUCAAAAUGAGUCUAGAUUUGCAGACAGUAUGAACUUAAUCAGGGAAAUAUUUGAAAAUCAGAUGAAAGAAGGAUGAAGAAACUAAAUGGAAUUAAUUGUUCUACAAAUCUUGGGCAAUGAAUUCUUGUAACCCGUCAUAUGAAGGAUUUAGUGCCAUUUGAUAUGUAUUGUAAACUGAGAAAUAAAUACCAGGAAACUGUGAUGAAAAUGGGCAAUAAAAGAAGUUUGAAUAUUAAAAAAGAUUUUUAUACAUAAAGAAGAACGAUGUUGUGCAUAUGGCAAAAAUGUUAUCAGUUGUAGAAUGCUAUUUUAUGUUCAUGGCUGCUUAGGAAUGUAAUUUGAUAAUAUAAUGUAUGUAAAGUCUGUCAAGUUUUUUUGAGUUCUUUAUAAUCCUAAAUAUUCAUAAAAUAUUUGCCACUGGACAUAAAGAAGAGAACAAUAAAUCAAUAAAUAAUUAUUAUACGCCCGUUUACGGGACGUAUUAUGAUAUACCGUUGUACGUCUGUCCGUCAUCAACAUGUCGGACAAUAACUCAAAAACCCUUUAACCAAUUUGCAUGAAACUUUGGUGAAUUGUUUAUAUCUAUUGACGUGAGCUCCCUUUCUAUUUUUAUCGAUUUUAGAUUUUUCAUUUCCGAGUUAUGGGAUUUUAUUCAUAAAAAAAGUUUUUUUUUUCCAGUUUUCUGACAAUAACUCAAAAAUGCUUUGAGCAAUUUUCAUGAAACUUUGGUGACUGCUUUAAUUCUAUUAAAUUAACCUCUGUUUAGUUUUUUAUAAAUUUCUGAUAUGACAUUGAGGAGUUAUUGAACUUUAUUCUGUAAAAAAGUGACGGGCGUAUCAUGCGCUCAUGACGCAGCUCUUUAUUGGUUUUUGCUUCUAUUAAUCCCGUCUGCAAUGAAAAAUCUAUUUUAUGAGUAUGAAGUGCUAACUUAAGAUUGGAGCUAAUAAAUCAUGUUUGAAAUAGGUAACUGGGAGCCUUUGAAGUAUAAAAAUCAAAAUGGGAAGCAGACAGGAGAUGUAAGUUUACCAUCUUGUAGCACUUGGUUUUGAUCUGUAACAAAUACUUUCAAGAACCAAUAAAUGUAAAUAGUUAAUAAUUAUGCCUUAAUUAUUUUUUAACAGUCAUAGAGUUUAUCAAGUGACAAUAAAUGGUGGAAUAGUGUCUAAUGAUUACAUGAAAUGUGCUACAAUCACCUGUAUUCAACUUCAUAGGGGUGAGCUAUCUAGCAUUUAUCCAUCUUCCCCCUAGAAUUUGACUGUUGAUCAUUAAAUUUCACAAUCUACUGUGAUGUCAUUCACUGCUGUAUUGAAAUUAUCUUCCUUGUGACAAUCAGUGUCCUAAAUUUAAUAGUUGUUUUAUUGUCAUAAAGCGGUAAUUCGGUGUAAAAAGAUGGUACAUGUAAUACUUUUCUAUAGUAAUAAAUCUCAUAGUUUGAA
This is a messenger RNA of Mytilus californianus (California mussel), 2183 nucleotides long. RefSeq names its product protein lin-37 homolog. NCBI's taxonomy places the organism in Eukaryota, Metazoa, Mollusca, Bivalvia, Mytilida, Mytilidae. The transcript is spliced from 8 exons. Gene Ontology annotation, cellular component: Myb complex; transcription repressor complex. Bases 116 to 823 code for a protein of 235 amino acids. Gene Ontology annotation, biological process: negative regulation of transcription by RNA polymerase II. The record is from RefSeq and is a predicted model, not a curated record.